Sphaeramia orbicularis (orbiculate cardinalfish) is the source of this 2126-nucleotide messenger RNA. Its product is annotated as Y-box-binding protein 2-A. The record is from RefSeq and is a predicted model, not a curated record. The transcript is spliced from 10 exons. Gene Ontology annotation, molecular function: nucleic acid binding. Lineage: Eukaryota; Metazoa; Chordata; Actinopteri; Kurtiformes; Apogonidae. The coding region runs from base 568 to 1488 and encodes 306 amino acids.
ACACAUUUUGUCUUUUGAGUCUUGUGCUGAUGUCAAAAACCACUGCUUUUAGGGUGAUUUGGGGAAAAUCUGACUGUUUCUUACUGUACAGACAGUUUAUAUUACACUAACACCAAUAUUAAUAAUGUAAUUUAGGCCAAAUGGAUGUUUUUGUUCUUGAAGUCUGUAAAAACUGUCCAUUGAGACUCAUAAAAACUGUGGUAAGUGUAAAGUCUGUCAUGAACACAUCUGUCCCGUUUCAAAGUCCUAUAUUCCUUUGCCUGUGUUCAGUAUAGAACCAUAUCCUGAAGCUCCAUCAUAAACACGGCCCUUCCCCUUCUAAUAUCCGCCUGGUCCGGGUCCUACCUGUCCUCCACCUGGAUAAGUUUCCCUCCCGAUUGCGUCCGGAUCUCCGCAAAUCACAGCGCACCCCGGACUCUUGUGAAACCAAUUAGGGCGUGGCUUCCUUCCCAGAGCCCAAGGUGGAUGUCGGGAUAAAUACAAAGCUUAGUUGUGAGGAGAAGUUUCGGGAAGAACAGGAGGGAGGGGACUGAAGAGCGAAAGUGUAGGAAAUCCGACGCAGCGACCAUGAGCGACACCGAGGCGCAGAGCGCACCAGCCCCGGCACCGGUGGAGGACAAGCCGCAGCCGGAGAGGAAAGUUAUAGUCACUCUGGUCCAGGGGACGGUGAAGUGGUUCAACGUCCGUAACGGCUACGGCUUCAUCAACAGAAAUGACACCAAAGAAGAUGUGUUUGUUCAUCAGACGGCGAUCAAGAAAAACAAUCCGAGGAAAUUUCUGCGCAGUGUUGGCGACGGCGAGAUCGUAGAGUUCGACGUGGUCGAAGCGGCGAAGGGCUCAGAGGCAGCCAACGUGACCGGUCCAGGCGGCGUGCCGGUCAAAGGCAGUCGCUAUGCACCCAACAAACGCCGCUUCCGUCGGCGAUUCUUCCCUCGGCCCAGCGACCAGGCCAAAGCGGCCGACGGACAGGACGCUGCUGAGGGGGAGGGGCCUGUGGAGAACGAAUCCAGAGUCCAGCAGCGACGCCGUAAACCUCGGAGACCACGACCAGCCCCGGCAGAAGGCGAGUCUGGAGAUCAGAAGAGCGAAUCGGCAGAAGGCGAGCAGCGACCGCCGCGGCAUAGGAUCUGGCGUCCGUAUCGCAGAUCGUUCCGUCCUCGUCAGCCUUCAGAUCAGACCCAGGGCCCGUCAGCUCCAGACGACAACAAGGACCAGGUCGAGGUGAAGUCGACGGAUGCUGGUGAAGAACCACAGACAAAUGAAGAGGCCACCGACAGUCCGAAAGGCCGCCGCCCAUCCAGACGUCACAGGCAAAGAAACUCUGAGUCAUCUACUUCUAAAAACGAUACAGAAAAGGCAACAUCAGAACCUGAAACACCCCCUCAGACCUCAAAACCAGCUGACCCGAAACCCCCCACCAAAUCUCCAAAGACCUCUCCAAAAACGACCAAAUCACCUGCGCAGGCGGCCGCCACGGCAACGGAGUGACGCUACCCUGAGGACAGUCACAUGACCCUGGGCAAGAGGUCUGAGGGUCGACGACUGGACCUGUUUCAGAACAUGCACUGCUCUCCCCUCCCUGCACUCCCCCAUCCUCCAACCCACCACGGCCCACCGUCGUCCCACAUGACCCCCCUCCUCCUGAGCCCAGCCUCAGGAUGCUUGGGGAGGGAGGGGAGGGGUAGGACGAAGGGAGGGGCAGGUGGGAGGUGGGUGCAUAGUUAGAAAUAAAAAGUACAUCUUUAAAAGAAAAAUGGGAAAUAAUGGCCAAUCUGCUUGGUAGCCCAGUUAUUCCAACCCCUGUUUAGAACAAUUUUUCUUUAAUGGACAAGAUGGAAAACAUCGUUACUAGAGGAGCUGACCUUGAUUUUUUUAUUUGACUUUCUAAUUUGGUUGACGAGGGGAAAACCAAGCAGGUGUGAGGUUGGUGGUGGAUUAUGGGGGUCAGUUUAGUUCUGUUACCACCUCAAUCACUUAAAACACACAACACCUUCAUCCCUCCGUUGAGGAUGAAAUAAGAAACUUUAUUUCUUUUACGUUUUACUUAUUUGUGUGUGCUUUUUCUUUGGAGGGGAUUAUGUGCAAUGUUGAUACAUAAAUGUUAAUUAAUAAACCAUGUUUGCAAA